AUGUCGUCCACAAACCCAGACCCCUCCGCCUCCGCCCCGGCCUUCAUCCCUCUCGAAGCCAACCCAGAGCUCAUGACGACGCUCCUGCACAAGCUGGGCCUGUCCCCCGCGCUCGCGAUCCACGACGUCUUCUCCCUCACGGACGCCGACAUGCUCUCCUUCAUCCCGCGGCCCGCCCUCGCCGUGCUGCUCGUCUUCCCCGUCAGCGCCGCCUACGAGAGCCACCGCCUGGCCGAGGACGCGCUGCUCGAGGAGUACCAGGGCAAAGGGCCGCAGGAGCCGGUGCUCUGGUUCCGCCAGACGAUCCGCAACGCGUGCGGGCUGAUGGGGCUGUUGCAUGCGGUCAGCAACGGGCCUGCGCGGGAGUAUAUCCAAAAGCCUUCCGAUUUGAACACGCUGCUCGAGAACGCUGAGCCCCUCGACCCCGUCGCCCGCGCACAGCUCCUCGAGAAAACGCCCGCGCUGGCCACGGCGCACCGUGAGGCGGCUUCGCAGGGCGCGACGGAGGCCCCGCAGGCGGCGGACGAAAUCGAUCUGCACUACGUCUGCUUUGUGCGCGGCAACGACGGCACGCUGUGGGAGCUUGAUGGACGGCGCAAGGGACCUCUGGCGAGGGGGCAGUUGGAGGAGGGCGAGGAUGUGUUGAGCGAGAAGGCGCUUACUUGGGGACCGUUGAAGUUCUUGGAGAGAGAGGGUGCCGAUUUGCGGUUUAGUGCUGUUGCGCUGGCUGGUUCUAUGGAUUAA
Molecule: messenger RNA, 744 nt
Organism: Colletotrichum chrysophilum
Lineage: Eukaryota; Fungi; Ascomycota; Sordariomycetes; Glomerellales; Glomerellaceae
Exons: 2
Coding region: 1-744 (247 amino acids)
Biological process (GO): protein deubiquitination; ubiquitin-dependent protein catabolic process
Cellular component (GO): cytoplasm
Molecular function (GO): cysteine-type deubiquitinase activity
Source: RefSeq, a predicted model, not a curated record